This is a messenger RNA of Cylas formicarius (sweet potato weevil), 1292 nucleotides long. RefSeq names its product peptidoglycan-recognition protein LC-like. The coding region runs from base 213 to 1292 and encodes 359 amino acids. NCBI's taxonomy places the organism in Eukaryota, Metazoa, Arthropoda, Insecta, Coleoptera, Brentidae. The transcript is spliced from 3 exons. Gene Ontology annotation, biological process: peptidoglycan catabolic process. The record is from RefSeq and is a predicted model, not a curated record. Gene Ontology annotation, molecular function: N-acetylmuramoyl-L-alanine amidase activity; zinc ion binding.
CUGUUUUAUUGGUUUGUUCUCAAGGUAAACAUAAUCCUGGCGUCUAUCUUAAAUUAACUUCGCAGUUCGGCGACAGACGUCGACUUGCGUUCCGCAAGUGAAUUUUUUUUGCGUUUCACACGUCACGCGGUCGGCGUCGUCGCGAUCUUUUGGUGCCCUCGAAUUAGUCAACAAACGCGGCAAUUCGCGGCACGCUAUGUGCAUCAGGCGCGAUGACGCUGUCUCGCGCCCACGAAGAUUUCGGCAGCGACGAUGAGUUCGUCGAUCCGAAAAACGGCCUCGUCCAGUACCUAGGUUACGAAAAUGCCGAUCGACUGCCCGGCUUCGAUAACGUCGUCGUCGCCCAUUCGAGCGACGUCCAUUUUGGCGACAAAAACGUGUACAACGGCCCGGUCACCAUCAAACAGGUGGUUUACGCGAACGGGUCCGCGACUUUGGCGGACCCUAACGGCAAAGAGGGCGAAUCGCCGGGCGGCAGAGACAACGUGGCGUUUGUCGAAGACGGCGCGGAAAUCGGUAAACGGGACGAGGCCGAAACCCCCCGAGGUGACGGAUCGCCAAGAGGCUUCAUAUGGCUCCAAAACGCUUCCAAGCGGCGUCCGCUGGAAAUAGCGAUAUUUCUCGCCGUCGUGCUCCUGUCGCUGUUCGUUUUGCUGUCCGUCCUUUUCCUCAAGCGCCCGGCCGAGAAGGCGCGCGGUUCUACCGUUUCGGACACUCACGAGCAAGACGUCAUCAAUCCCGUCGAUUACGAGCCCAGUCUAACGGUUUCCACCCAACUCGCGAGCAAGCUGCACAUAUUCAGCCGCAUCGAGUGGUUGGCUCAGCCGCCCGUGCAAAAGCCCAACGCCCUGCCCACUCCCGUGCCUUACGUCAUUAUCCAGCACACGGCCACCGAAAAUUGUUCCUCCCACGGCCAGUGCAUCCUGCACGUUAGGACCAUCCAAAUGUUCCACAUCGAGAGCCGCGGCUGGUGGGACAUCGGGUACAACUUCCUGGUGGGAGGGGACGGCGCGGCGUACGAGGGCAGGGGUUGGACGUCGGAGGGGGCGCACACGCUGGGGUACAACUCGAAGAGUCUGGGCAUCGCGUUCAUAGGUACCUUCGUCGCGGAAAAGCCGCCCGAGAUCCAGCUGGUCGCGUGCCAGAAAUUGAUCCAGAAGGGGGUGGACGACGGCUACGUGGCCAAAAACUACAAGUUGCUCGCGCACCGGCAGCUCCACACGACGGAGAGCCCCGGCGCCGCCCUGUUCCAGGAGUUGCAGACCUGGAGCCAUUGGGCGGCGGAACCGUGA